AUGGCUGCAGCCAUCGCCAGCUCCCUGAUCCGCCAGAAGAGACAAGCCAGGGAGCGGGAGAAGUCCAAUGCCUGUAAGUGUGUCAACAGCCCCAGCAAGAGCAAGGGAAGCUGCGACAAGAACAAGUUGAAUGUGUUUUCCAGGGUCAAACUCUUUGGCUCCAAGAAAAGGCGAAGAAGGCGACCAGAGCCUCAGCUUAAAGGUAUAGUAACAAAGCUAUACAGCAGGCAAGGAUACCACUUGCAGUUGCAAGCAGAUGGAACAAUUGAUGGAACAAAAGAGGAGGACAGUAGUUAUACUUUGUUUAACCUCAUACCUGUGGGUUUACGAGUGGUGGCGAUUCAGGGGGUUCAAACAAAAUUGUAUCUGGCAAUGAACAGUGAAGGAUACCUAUACACAUCAGAACAUUUUACACCUGAAUGCAAGUUCAAAGAAUCAGUAUUUGAAAACUACUAUGUAACAUAUUCUUCAAUGAUCUAUAGACAGCAACAAUCUGGACGGGGUUGGUAUUUGGGUCUUAACAAGGAAGGAGAAAUAAUGAAAGGAAACCACGUGAAGAAAAAUAAACCUGCAGCACAUUUUCUUCCAAAACCAUUAAAAGUGGCCAUGUACAAAGAGCCUUCUCUCCACGAUCUCACAGAGUUCUCAAGGUCUGGAAGUGGGACCCCAACAAAGAGCAGAAGUGUUUCAGGAGUGCUAAAUGGGGGUAAAUCCAUGAGUCAAAACGAGUCAACGUAG
Messenger RNA from Cygnus atratus (black swan), 738 nucleotides. It is a transcript of the gene FGF13, whose product is annotated as fibroblast growth factor 13. The coding region runs from base 1 to 738 and encodes 245 amino acids. Lineage: Eukaryota; Metazoa; Chordata; Aves; Anseriformes; Anatidae. The record is from RefSeq and is a predicted model, not a curated record. The transcript is spliced from 5 exons. Gene Ontology annotation, molecular function: growth factor activity; fibroblast growth factor receptor binding. Gene Ontology annotation, biological process: positive regulation of protein phosphorylation; regulation of cell migration; fibroblast growth factor receptor signaling pathway. Gene Ontology annotation, cellular component: cytoplasm.